AUUUUUCGGUGCACACCACGUCAUCGCACAACCCGUGACAGAACCGAGUGGAAGUAAAUAAACUCUAGGGUUUGUUGUGAUUGUAGGAGAAUGGACGACCAGGAAAUGCAGGUGAAAGUAAAGCGAGUGACGGAUAAGUUCACGGAGAGCAUGUACGUGCUGGCGAAUGAACCGUCCAUAGCGCUGUAUCGCCUGCAGGAGCACGUGAGGAGGUCACUGCCCGAGCUGGUCCAGCAUAAGACAGACAUGCAGAGCUGGGAAGAACAAAGUCAAGGGGCAAUUUAUACUGUUGAGUAUGCCUGCAGCGCAGUAAAAAGCAUGGCCAACAGCAGUCUAUAUUUUAAAAACAUAGACGGAUUGCUAAAGCAAGCCAUCGCAACAAAGGAACAGAUCAGCGGUGCUCAAGGACGAAGUGACUCUCCAUCACACGACUCUACCACAUCAUCAUGACAAAUGGAAGCCCUUAAGCAAGGAAAAGGACUAUGGAUCCUGGAAUAACAAGAGACACUUGCGAGAAGCAGAGUUCUGGCAUAUGAAGUACAGUUAGGAGUCUGUUGAAAGGACUAUUUCAAAAGUGAACCUCGCUUCGUCUGAAUGUGACGGCCUCUUGCAUUGCGACUCUGGCAACUCGACAGAGCUUUGUGAGGAGUGAAUGUGAAUGCUCUGCCAGGUUCUCCAUUACAGUGCUUCGUCCAGUGUGUGAAGGAAAGGAUUGUUCUAAGUCUCAUGUAAAUAUAUUCAAGUAGCUUUAUACUGUAUUGUACAGUGCCACUGCAUUACAAUGUGUUAUUUUUAAGCUUAUCUCAUAUGUUGCCUAAAUGCACUUUUUAAAACUAAUUUAACUUUUGUCUGUAGUAUGUAUGUAUUUUAAUCAUUAAAAUAUGACCACAUAAUUA
Messenger RNA from Clarias gariepinus (North African catfish), 896 nucleotides. RefSeq names its product BLOC-1 related complex subunit 8 (gene borcs8). NCBI's taxonomy places the organism in Eukaryota, Metazoa, Chordata, Actinopteri, Siluriformes, Clariidae. The coding region runs from base 91 to 450 and encodes 119 amino acids. The record is from RefSeq and is a predicted model, not a curated record. The transcript is spliced from 6 exons. Gene Ontology annotation, cellular component: BORC complex.